AUGGCUGUGCGCGAAGCAAUUUCGAUACACCAGUUUGUAUUGCAUGGAAGCAUGAGCGAUGCAUCGAUGAUCGACGAAGGCGGAGACAGCCUCGAUGCACGCCCGAUGGGACAACGGGGCGCCCUGGACACCUUCGAUACUCACAAGGCGCAGCUGCGAACGAGCUUUGCCCCGGGCGCACGCACAUUAACAGCCCAGCACAAUACCUUCACAUCCACCCACCCACAUUCUGCAUCCGCAGUGCUCAGCGUCAUGGGCGUCGUAACAUCAGUGGUCACUGCCGUGACCGGGCUCAUUGGGACUGUAGUCGGUCUCAUCGACGGAAUCAGGGCCAGCUCUGCGGCCGGGAGAAUCGGCCCGAACCCCGUAUUGCGUGAGCUACAGGAACGCGCGAGGCGGCAGCAAGAGCAGGCAGAGCAAGCAGACAGGGCACGACGGCGCGCCGAAGAAGAGCUUGCGUGGGCGCGAGAGCAGCAGCGUGCCGCGCAGGCGAGGGCCGCGGAGCAGACGCAAAGAGCGGCAGACGAGCGCGCCCGCGCAGAGGAGGCGAUGAGGCGAGCCCAGGAGGAAGCCGAGCGGGCUGACGAGCUUAGGCGGAGGAUCGAAGAAGAGACCUGGCGUACUGAGGAGCAGUGCAGCCAGGCGGACGAGGCAAGACAGACCGCCGAGGCUGCGAGAACGAGGGCGGAACAGCGUGCGAGGCAAUUAAGGAAGGACAAGCUUCGCGCUGACGAAUCCCGAAAGAAAGCGGAGGAGAAUGCAAACAGGGCCGAGGAGGAGGCGAGGAAAGCAGAAGAGCAAAGGAGGAGAGCUGACGAGGAGAGGAAAUGCUCAGAUCAAGCCAAGGGCGCGGCGGAGGAGCAGUGCAGGAGAGCCGAAGAAGCCAGGGUUCGCAGUGAGGCAGAGCGUGCAAGGGCGGAUGCAGAGGCACGCAAAGCUAUGCUUGAGAGGCAGAGGGCACAAGCAGCGGAGGCACAGGCUCGCAAGGCAAUGGAGGAGGCGGAGGCCGCUCGCAAGGAAGCGGAGAAAGCCCUCAGGGAGGGUAUCAAGCCGAUCAUCAUUCCGACAUCGCAGGAGUUCGAGGCGACACAGAGACGGCUUCAGUACAGGGAGGGCAUGUUCCACUUCGCCAUCGCCGGGGUCGCGGGAAGCGGAAAGUCGUCGCUCAUCAACGCUUUCCGCGGCCUGCGGAACAGCGACAGGAGUUCCCUCGUCGCGCGCACCGGGGUGGUGGAGACCACCAACAAGAUCACUCGCUUCGCGGAUCCCAACCCGGCGAACCCGUUCGUCUGGUAUGACAUCCCUGGCGCAGGCACGCUGAACGUUCCAGACUGGGUGUACUUCAACGAGCAGGGGCUGUAUGCAUUCGACUGCAUCAUCGUCCUGACCGACAACCGCUUCAUGCAAACGGACGAGGCGAUCCUUCGGAACUGCGCGCGCUUCAAGAUCCCGGCCUAUAUCGUGCGCUCCAAAUCCCGACAACACAUACAAAAUGUCUUGAACGACAUGCCGUACGAUGAGGACGAGGGAGAGGACGAUGUUGUGCGUAUAGCGAAAGCGCGCAGAACGUAUAUGCGUGAAACGCGCGAGAGUAUCGCCAGGAAUCUGGGACACGCGAACUUGCCACAUCAGCGAGUCUACAUGGUCGAUAAGGAGUACCUCGUACAGGUCUCCCAGGGGAAGCAUCCAAAGGACGUCCUUGACGAGUGGGAUCUCCUGAAGGACCUGCUUUCAGAAGCAAGUGCCCGGCGAGUCAGAAUGGUCCUCAGUAAUCAGAAACGCCACAUCACCUUUACUUCCCCUUCAGCUCGACCACAAGAGCACCGCCGCCAUCGCAACGCAGAUUUCAUGGGAGCAGGUAUCGGACGACUCCUCUGGUGCGGCCUACUCUACGUGACCGUCGGGGUCAUCCUCGAACAGUUGAAGGGAGCCCGCGAUGAAGGAAGGAUCGGUCCCAAUCCGACAACCGAGAGGCUCGAGAAACGGAAGGACACCACGCAAGGCGAGGCCAAGGCUACAGACGACGCAAGCAACGCAGCAGGAAACGAGACUCGCCAAAUGAACGACGGUCGACGCGAGCUCCAGGAGCGUCUGAGACAGAAACUAGAGGAACGGAGGGACGGACCUACACGCGUGGAGAGGCAAGCCAGCAGCAGCAGUGGAAUAUGGGACGGGAGAAACAUACACUCCCCGACGCGAGACGAUGUCGAACAAGCCAAAAGGCGGUUGCAGUAUCAGGACGGACAAUUCCAUUUCGCGGUUACUGGUAUCGCUGGUAGCGGCAAGUCAUCGCUCAUCAACGCUCUUCGUGGGCUGCACAAUGGCGCGCACGGCGCGGAGGUCGCCCCGACUGGCGUCACCGAGACGACGCACACCAUCGCGCGCUAUCCCGACGCUGCCAGACCCUUCAUAUGGUACGACGUUCCUGGAGCGGGCACUCUCAGCAUACCAGAGUGGUCGUACUUCGACAGCCAGGGCCUGUAUAUCUUCGACUGCAUCGUCGUCGUCGUAGACAGCCGCUUUACCGCGACAGACGUGGCGAUCCUGCGCAAUUGUGCACGCUUCGACAUCCCAUCCUACAUCGUACGAUCCAAAUCGCUGCAGCACAUCGCAAAUAUCUUGAUCGACAUGCCGCAUGACGCGUCCAUGCCCCGAGAUGAAGCUGGCCGUAGGGAGACCGCAAAGAGGAGAUACACAUCCGAGACGCGCGAGAGCGUCACACGAAACCUGGAGAGGGCCGGACUGCCCCAGCAGCGGGUGUAUAUCGUGGAUAAGGAGACCCUCAUGCAGAUAACAAACGAGAAAAGCCCACGAGUUGUUCUCGAUGAGUUGGAGCUGUUGAGAGACUUACUCACAGAGGCGCAACGACGCAGGAAUGAGAAGCACCGCUGGGCGCGAUCUUCCAACCUACCAGUCGACACGUUGCGACUAUCUCCAGAUCUGUCUGAGCUUAUUCAUUUGGGUCGACUGCCAUACGGCGGUGAAGAUGAGGUGCUGCCGAGCUAUGCAAACUAUCCUUUCGCAAGCAUGAGUCUAAUCAUCGCCCUGGCCGCGAUACCAAUUAUCGACGGUAUUCUAGGAUUAAUCCAAGGCUUUCAAAAUGAUGCCAGGUCAGGCAGAAUUGCCUCGAACCCUGUCAUGAAGGAGUUGGAAAGGCGCAUGGAAGAGGAGCGGCGCAGAGCAGAUGAAGCAGAUGAAGAGCGGCAGAGGGCUGAAGAACGACGAAAAGAAGCAGAAGAAGCGAGCGCAAGAGCCGCUGAAGACGCGAGGAGGGCCGAAGAGGACAGGAGGCAUGCGGAAGAGGCGAGAGCGCGCGCUGAAGAAGAAGCAAAGCGGGCCGAGGCGAACAGACGAAGAGCGGAAGAAGAACAUAAACGGCUGAUGAGCAGCGAAGAACGGCGGAAGACGAAAGGCGCGCAGCAGAGCAAGAAAGGCAGAGGGCAGAAGAGACUGCGCGGCGCGGCGGAAGGCGAUGCGCGCCGCGCGGACGAGGAAAAGCGACGAGCCGAGGAGCAGAGGCUGAGAGCGGAAGAGGACAAGAGGGUUGCCGACCAGGCGAAGGCUGCCGCAGAGGAACAACGCAGGCGUGCAGAGGAAGACAAGCAACGCAGCGAGGCUCAACGCGCAAAAGCAGACGAAGAGGCCAAGCAAGCUAAAGCCGGACAGGAGAAGCCAGAGGCAGCCAGAGCAGCGGCCGAUGAAGCGGCAGCUGAAGCCAAGGCAAGGGCGGAGGAGGCACAGAAGGCGCUGCGAGAGGGCAUCAAGCCCGUCAUCAUGCCGACGCGCGAGGAAUACGAGGCGACGAGAAAGCGUCUACAGUACAAGGACGGCAUAUUCCACUUCGCCAUCGCCGGUAUCUCUGGCAGCGGCAAGUCAUCGCUCAUCAACGCCUUCCGCGGUCUCCGCAACGGCUCCCGUGGUUCGCUCGUCGCGAAGACGGGUGUCACUGAGACCACCAGUAAAAUCGCACGCUAUGCCGACCCCAACAAGGCCAAUCCCUUCGUCUGGUAUGACGUUCCUGGCGCAGGGACGCUCAGCAUACCCGACUGGGUCUACUUCAACCAGCAAGGCUUGUACAUCUUCGACUGCAUCAUCGUCCUCACCGAUAACCGCUUCACGCAGACAGACGAGGCGAUCCUUCGAAAUUGCGCGCGAUUCCAGAUACCCUCGUACAUCGUGCGCUCAAAAUCUUUGCAACACAUACAGAACGUCCUGGACGACAUGCCAUAUGAUGAGGACGCAGACGAGGUUGAAGGCGCACGCAAAGAUAAGGCGAUCAAGCAAUAUGUCGCCGAAACGAGAGACAGCGUCGCCCAGAACCUUGAGAAGGCUGGACUGCCGCAGCAGCGGGUCUACGUUGUGGACAAGGAAUUGCUCGUCCUCAUUGCAAACGGCAAGGUGCCGGAAAGUCUUCUGGACGAGUUGGAUUUGAUGAGCGAUCUCCUUGAGGAAGCGCGGAGACGGAGGGUGAGGGGUCUAGAGUCGCCAGAUCCCGUGGCACCUUCAUCUUCUACGGCCUGGCGGACCACAAACUUCUGCGCAGCGCUAUAUACGAUAAUGGUGGUUGAUGGCCGUUGUGUUGCAUUCUUCCGCACAGUACCUGUGCACUACGGCGACGAGCUGCGAAUCCCGCAAACAUCCAUGGGUGUGCGAGCCUCGGUAGUCAACGCCGUCGGCGUGCUCGUCACCGCCGUCACAGGGCUCAUCCAUGCCUUACGCGCGGACGCAGCAUCCGGCUCUGUGGGCAGAAACCCUGUCAUGGAAGAGCUAGAAGGGCGCAUGCGCCAGGCACAGCGGAGGGCCGACGAAGCUGAGCGCGAUCGUGCCGCGGCCGAGGAAGAGAGGGCGAGAGCGGAGGAAAAUGCCAGGCGAGCUGAAGAGGCGCGAGAGCGUGCAGAGGAAGACGCUAGGCAGGCGCGAGAGCAAAGGCAAGGUGCGGAAGAGGCAAGAAGGAAGGCCGAGGACGACGCGCAGAGAGCGUACGAUGACAUGAGGAGAGCGGAAGAAGAAAGAAGGCAUGCAGAGGAGGCCAGGAGGCGCGCGGACGAGGCUACGCAGGUGGAGGAUGUGGAGCGCAGGAAGACGGAGGACGAGCAGACUCAAGUCGAUGGAGAACGACGCAAGUCUGAGGAGGACGCUGUCGAGGCCAAGCGGGUGACGCAGGAGGCCGAGCAGGGCAUUUUAGCGGCAGACAGGCGGAGGGCGGAAGCCUACGCAGGCCUCGAGCGCGCGAAGAAAGCUCUCAAGGAGCGCAUCAAUCCUGUGAUCAUGCCCACUGAGGUCGAGUACACCGCGACCAAGGAGCGGCUCCAGUACACCGAAGGCUUCUUCCACUUUGCGGUCACCGGCAUCUCCGGGAGCGGCAAGUCGUCGCUGAUCAACGCGUUUCGCGGCUUGCAGAACAGCUCACGCGAUCCCCGCGUCGCGCGCACUGGCAUUGUCGAGACAACAAGCGAGAUUGUGCGGUAUACCGAUACGAACACGGCGAAUCCCUUCCUGUGGUACGAUGUCCCGGGAGCGGGAACGCUGGACGUGCCCGACUGGAACUACUUCAACACCCAGGGCUUGUAUGUGUUCGACUGCAUCAUCGUGCUGAUCGACACGCGCUUCACCCAGACCGACGAAGCGAUCCUGCGCAACUGCGCGCGGUUCCAGAUCCCGACCUAUAUUGUGCGCUCCAAGUCAAAGCAGCACAUACAAAAUGUCCUGGAUGAUUUGCCGGAGGACGACGGUGAUGAUGAGGAUGGUGAGGACGAUGCAAGGAUGGAGAAGGCGAUGGAAAAGUACAUUGCCGAGACGCAAGACAGUGUCGCGAAGAACCUUGCCCGCGCUAAGUUACCCCAGCAGAAGGUGUACAUGGUUGACAAGGACUUCAUGGUGCAGGUCGUGAAGGGGAAGCAGCCGAAGGACUUCUUGGAUGAAUGGGAGCUGCUGAAGGACUUGCUGGCAGAGGCCCGAAUUAGGAGGGUGAAGCCUUCCGGCAGCACUCAAGACUAG
This is a messenger RNA of Postia placenta MAD-698-R-SB12, 5997 nucleotides long. RefSeq lists its product as hypothetical. Lineage: Eukaryota; Fungi; Basidiomycota; Agaricomycetes; Polyporales; Adustoporiaceae. Bases 1 to 5997 code for a protein of 1998 amino acids. Gene Ontology annotation, cellular component: membrane. Gene Ontology annotation, molecular function: GTP binding. The record is from RefSeq and is a predicted model, not a curated record. The transcript is spliced from 11 exons.